UCUCUCUCUCUCUCUCUCUCCCCCUCCCUCUCCUCAACAGUUCUACAUCAUCUCUCUCUGUUCCUAAACUUCAAAACCCACAAAUCAACCAUGGGCUCAGAGACAUUUCUUGAAGUCAUACUAGCAAUUCUGCUACCUCCUGUUGGUGUCUUCCUUCGCUAUGGCUGUGGAGUUGAGUUUUGGAUCGAUUUGUUGCUGACAUUGUUGGGGUACAUUCCGGGAAUUAUAUAUGCAAUUUAUGUGUUAGUCGGAUAGUAGAUUUCAUUUGAGUAUGUAAUUUAAUGCUUGCAGAUGAAGUUUUUUAAUACUAUGAAAACUAGUCUCUGUUUUAUA
Camellia sinensis is the source of this 333-nucleotide messenger RNA. Lineage: Eukaryota; Viridiplantae; Streptophyta; Magnoliopsida; Ericales; Theaceae. The record is from RefSeq and is a predicted model, not a curated record.